UCAUGUAAUGUCAUAACUUUUUAUGGCUUUUUAUGUAUUAAUAAUUUUGGUAGCUGUAUUUCUUCUUUAGGUUGUAUUUCCGUGAUGACUGUUGUUGUGUUAAGAAAAUUAUUAUUAUAAAAAAAAUAUUUAUUUAGUAUUCAGGAUAAUAAAAAUAGUUAAGAGCAGGUAUGAAGCUGUUUUACCUAAUUUUCCUGGCUAUACUGUCCCAGGAUAUAUCAGCCAAACCAAGCUACAAAAAUUACAAGGUUUACAAAAUUACUCCGAAAAGUAAAGAUGCCCUAAAGAUUCUCAAGGAUUUGAAAAAGGAGGAAAAGGAUUUCUCUGCUUUCCAAUUUUGGAAAAAGCCAAUUAAAGUAGGUCACGAUGUAGCCCUUAUGAUAGGACCUGAAAUCCAACAGAACUUCGAACAAAUGUUGAAUGACUCAUAUUUUGAUAGAAGAGUUCUGAUGAAAGAUGUUCAAAAAGCCAUCGACAAUGAAAAUAGGUUCUGGAAGAGCAACGUUAAGAAUUCGGUUAAUUGGACGGUAUAUAAUACCUUAGAUGAGAUCAAUAACUGGUUGGAAAGUCUUGCAACUGAAUUUCCCUCUUACAUCACUAUUUUAAAACCAGGAAAAACAUACGAAGGAAGAGAUAUUGUCGGAGUUAAACUCGAUUUUAAUCCGGGAACACAAAAAAAAGUUGUUUUUAUGGAAUCUAACAUACAUGCAAGAGAGUGGAUUAGUUCUGCUGUAAACACCUAUAUUUUGGAUCAAUUUCUGAGAAACACACAGACGGAUAUAAGGGCAUUAGCUCAGAAAUUUACUUGGUAUUUCUUUCCAGUAAUGAACCCUGACGGCUUUGUUUUUUCCCAUACUGAUGACCGUCUCUGGCGUAAAACACGUACUAGUUAUGGAUUACAUUACGGCGCUGAUCCUAACCGUAACUGGGACUAUAAGUGGAUGACCAACAACGGAGCAUCCCUCUAUCCUGGAGAAAUUAACUACGCCGGCCCACAUCCCUUUUCUGAAAAGUCUGUCAAAGUGAUGAGUGAGUUUAUCGCCAGCAUCACCAGCAAUAUGAUCGCCUAUAUUGCCUUCCACUCGUUUUCCCAAGUAUUGCUACUGCCUUAUGGCCAUACAAAAGAGCCGCUGGACAAUUAUAAUGAGAUGAUGGGUAUUGCAAAAGUGGCAAUGGCAAAACUGGAGGCUGUGCAUAACACUAAAUAUACUUUUGGAAAUGUUGGUGAAGAAAUGUAUAUUGCUACUGGCACUAGUAUGGACUGGGUAAAAGGAAAUUUCCACAUUCCAAUUGUAUGUACCUACGAAUUGAGACCUCAAUUUGAGAAACCCGGCGAAUCCGGUUUCAUAUUACCUUCGGAGCAAAUCUUGCCAACUGGAGAAGAAACUCUUGUUUCGCUAAUACCUAUAUUUGAAGAAUAUGAGAAGUUACACCCUAGUACCUAAGCUUUAGAGAUUUAAAUAAUAUACGUUUAAAGUAUUUAAGUUUAUGCAUUUUUUACCUAAAAAAAAUUACAGUCUUUACAAGCAAUAAAUCUUCCACAUAAAUA
This is a messenger RNA of Anthonomus grandis grandis, 1549 nucleotides long. Its product is annotated as zinc carboxypeptidase-like. Gene Ontology annotation, molecular function: zinc ion binding; metallocarboxypeptidase activity. The coding region runs from base 171 to 1445 and encodes 424 amino acids. Gene Ontology annotation, biological process: proteolysis. The record is from RefSeq and is a predicted model, not a curated record. The transcript is spliced from 7 exons. Lineage: Eukaryota; Metazoa; Arthropoda; Insecta; Coleoptera; Curculionidae.